Molecule: messenger RNA, 1979 nt
Organism: Rhipicephalus sanguineus (brown dog tick)
Lineage: Eukaryota; Metazoa; Arthropoda; Arachnida; Ixodida; Ixodidae
Product: ornithine decarboxylase
Exons: 10
Coding region: 160-1380 (406 amino acids)
Cellular component (GO): cytoplasm
Molecular function (GO): ornithine decarboxylase activity
Source: RefSeq, a predicted model, not a curated record
AACGCGAGCUGUAUCAUCGUCACAGAUAAAGACCGCAUCCUGACAAGCGCGGGCUCGGCUGCGUUUAGACCUCAUCCGUUAUCGUGUGCAAAUAAGAACGGCGUGGCCCUCAUUUCCAUUCGCACAGGCACUCGGGAGCAAGGAAACACGGUGCACGAGAUGGAGAAAGCAACAGGAAACUCAUCAACCAUCUAUACUGACGGAAGUGUGGUCGACGUAGCCCGGAAAGUCAUCAGCAGUCAGGAAUACGAUGACGCCUUCUUCAUUUGCGAUGUCCGUGAUCUGCUUAGCAAAGUUGAACUUUGGAAGCAUGAGCUGCCCAGAGUGACCCCGUUCUACGCCAUCAAGGCUUGCACAGAUCCUGUUGUACUUAAGCUUUUGAAGGACAGGGGCGUGAACUUCGACUGUUCAAACAGAAGGGAAAUCGCCACCAUGCUCGCUCUUGGAACAACACCUGAUCGCAUUCUAUACGCCCAGACAGUGAAAAAUUGCUCCCACCUGGACUACUCUUUAGAGCAUGGCGUCGACCUUAUGACAUUCGACUCAGCCGAAGAACUGGACAAAAUACACCAUAAAGACGCAAGGCUCUUGCUCCGCAUAAUCGGCGACGAAGAGGGAUGUCACUACACGCUCAACAAGAAAUUUGGAUGCCUGAUCAGUGAUGCGCCAAAACUACUGGAGAAAGCCCGAACCCUUGGCCGCAAAGUGGUUGGCAUUGCAUUUCACGUAGGCUGUGCCUAUACAGACCCGAGCAUAUUUGUGAGAACUAUUGAACAAGCCAGAAAAAUAUUCGACCUGGCAACUCAAAUGGGCUUCGAAAUGAGCGUCCUCGACAUAGGCGGUGGUUUUCCAGGGGGUCUACGAAACAAGGAAAAAUUUCUUAAGGUGUGCGAAGCUAUCCGUUCCGCUCUGGACGCUCAAUUCCCACCAUCAAGUGGCGUCAAGAUUUUGGCUGAGCCCGGCCAGUUCUUUGUGACGUCAGCGUACACUCUGCUUCUGAAAGUAGUUGGAAAGAGGAAGAGGAAUCUUCUGAUCGACGGAAAAGUCCAAGAAUACCAAGAAGUCUUCCUGAGCGAAAGCAAGAGGAACUGCAUCACCAACUGCAUCUACGAUUUCUUGGAUGUACAGUUCCGGCCAUUGGACCCGCCGUACGAACGCCCGUGCAACCUUCUCAGCACACUUUGGGGCGCAACCUGUAGCCCACUGGACUGCAUCGCCGACAGGCAGCUCUUCUUCGACGCGAAGCCGGACGAAUGGAUAAUCGUGGACAACAUGGGGGCCUAUUCGCUCGUCAACGCCUGCGGCUUCAACGGCUUUGGAUUCCCACGCGUCCACUACGUGGUCGAUCCAGCGGAUGCGCUGCAGUCCGCGCUGUCAUAGAUGCCCUGCCCGUAGAAGGCGGCUACGGGCCAAUGAUUGAGAUUGUGAAGAAACGUCCCGGUGACAACGCUCUUAAGAAAAAUGGCCUGGUGGAGAAUGGCCUGAUAGGAAAUGGGCUCGUAGAAAAUGGGGUGAUAGAAAAUGGCCUGAUACAGAAAGGCUUUACACAGAAUGGCUUGACGCAGAAUGGCCAUUGACAACGCUCAGAUUUAGUAGUGAGCCUGAUGACAAAAUGAGUUCGCGGAUCACAUCCCUGUUAUCCUGCGCACUUUUUCGUUUUACGUGAGUCCUAGCCCCAAGUGUACAUUUAUGGUACUUUGAAGCUCUCACGCUAUUUCCGAGGUUGUGGUUCGUAAAAUCGUGUGAGGGCUGACUUGUUUCUGCUAUGUGCUAAUCGUUCGAUUGCCUUAGAGCGUGCUAAACGAAGCGCUAGUGGCUGAAACAUUGUUUAUCGGCCGAAUGACGUCAUGUUAUAUUUUCAACAAAAACAUUUCAAAAAGUGUUUGCUUUUUGCUGUUGAGAAGUUCAGAUACGUUGUAUAAGUACAGGACGCCUAAGCGCAGGUACUUAGCACUUUCGCGCAUCACAAAUUGAACAGU